AUGGGCUCCGCGGUCAAUUCCCCCAUCUACAUAGACUAUGGUGAAUUCUUCAUGAAUAGCAGCAACAUCCUUGCUGUCCCCUAUGGAGAUGUCACCGCUGCCUUCAAGGCACCCGUCGCCGUCCAUUCCACAGCCAUAGAUGGCUUCGACUGGACGCAGCCGUACCCGGGCUCCCACAGAGACGGCCACACGGCAUACCUCGAGGUCGCCCAGGAAAUGCCCUUGUCUGCGUCUAUCGUGCAAAAUGCAACCACUGUCCUGUCGUCCUUGACGUUUGGUAUUCCCGACAGCAUGAGCUCUGGAGGCCAGCCAGUGGCCAUGGACCCUUCGUGGUACAUCUGUCGCCACGUCUUCAUCUCCACCAAACCGGAGGCGAAGCAGGCUGUCGACGGUGGCAGCAGCAAGUGCGAUUUCCUCUCCCAGGCAUGCCAGGCCGAUCUCAGGACCAGCUUGACUCAGGACUGGGGAAAAGCCGCCGACGGCACCAUGUGUGCGGCGCUUGGCUUUGACCCCAUACCACCGAGCUGUCAGGGCUCGUUUGGCUUCGCCCGCCAGGACGUCAUGGCUUUUGACGCCGCCUUCCUCGCAGAUCCCGCCCUGGGCCCGGUGCAGACGAGCAAAGAACAGCAACAGUACAGCUGGCGCAUCGGCACCGGAUACCACGACCCAGGUGAUGCUCGUGCCUACGCCAUGGCCGCCAACCGGACGUAUCUCGUCGCUACUGUCUGGGGCUACAGCCAGAGUGCAAAGUCCAGUCAAGUCCCCGGGGUAUCGUUUGCUUGUCUCUCGUCUGGCGCAAGCUACGUCCCGCCCCCUCCGGGUCCUCCAUCGUCUACCGUCGCCUUUGGGGAUGACUUCUCCAGCGGGUCCAUGGCCCAGUGGAAGACUUACGGUGGUUCGUUCGACGCAUCCUCGGGUGCCUUGGUGGGAAGCCAAUCCUCCGGUGGCAAGGCCCUUGUGAACACCAACUUUGGAGACUUCCUCUACGAGGCCGAUGUCACGCUGCCAUCGACCUCUGGCAACGCGGGCCUUGUCUUCCGCGCAUCCAAUCCGAGCAUUGGCGCAGAUGCCUACAACGGCUACUAUGCGGGUCUCUCUACCUCUGGUGUUUUCCUCGGCCGGGCGAGCAAUAGCUGGACGCCGCUCGGUAGUUCGUCUGCCGACCUGGCAGCCAACCAGGUCCACCACGUCAAAGUGCAGGCCAUGAAUAAGGCGCUCGACAUUUUUGUCGAUGACAUGAGCAAGGCCAAGGUCAGCGUCACGGAUGGCACGUAUUCCAGCGGCAUGAACGGCGUGCGAGUCUACGACACCGGUGCCACCUUUGACAACAUUCGCAUCACGCCGCUGGCGUUUAGCGAUGACUUCUCGAGCGGCACCAUGGGCAAGUGGACAACUAUCGACGGCAAUUACCAAGUCUCGUCCAAUGCCGCCGUGCUGUCCGCCUCGCCCGGCGCCAGGGCCCUGGCCACCGCCGUCACCUUCAACGACUUGAUCUACGAGGCCGACGUCUCCAUCGACUCCACUGCCAAUGGCAACGGUGGCUUCAUCUUCCGCGUCUCCAACGCCAAGGCCGGCGGCCCGGAUGACUACAACGGGUACUAUGUUGGUAUCGGCAACGGAUACGUUGUGUUCGGCUUCGCGGACUACGGUUGGAAUGAGCUCAAGAACGUUCAGGCUGCAGAUAUCAAGCCGGGCCAGAAGCAUCACUUGAUGAUUCGGACGAGUGGAGAUUCCAUUUCGGUCUACGAUGGUGGUCACGAAUGGAAAGUAUAG
Aspergillus pseudoviridinutans is the source of this 1773-nucleotide messenger RNA. RefSeq lists its product as uncharacterized. Gene Ontology annotation, molecular function: hydrolase activity. Lineage: Eukaryota; Fungi; Ascomycota; Eurotiomycetes; Eurotiales; Aspergillaceae. Bases 1 to 1773 code for a protein of 590 amino acids. The transcript has 2 exons. The record is from RefSeq and is a predicted model, not a curated record.